Messenger RNA from Cyclocybe aegerita, 2325 nucleotides. The record is from the annotation of a GenBank genome assembly. NCBI's taxonomy places the organism in Eukaryota, Fungi, Basidiomycota, Agaricomycetes, Agaricales, Hemipholiotaceae.
AUGUCCGUGCAGCAGCCCGCGUGGUCUGUCCCGAAGAAGGAGACCGAGGAGCCGGUUCUUCGAGUGUACAAUUCUUUGACGAAGACAAAGACUGAAUUUGUUCCCCGUAACGGUCGCCAUGUCAAGUGGUACAACUGUGGCCCUACAGUUUACGAUGCUUCGCAUAUGGGACACGCGAGAAACUACGUGACCCAGGAUAUUUUACGAAGAAUUAUGACGGACUAUUUUGGGUAUGAUGUGCACUUCGUAAUGAACGUAACAGACAUCGACGACAAGAUUAUAGAACGAGCACGUCAAAACCACCUUCUCGAAACCUUCAUCUCGCAAACGGAUGCCCUUACACCUGCCCUAUUGGCCAAAAUCCGCGAUUCUUGGAAGAGCUAUGUUCGAACACGCGUUAGCAAAGGUGUUCCCGUGGUGCAGAAGGUCGCCGAAGGAAAUGAAGAUGCGGCAUGGUCGAAUAUAUCACAAAGUUACCAGACGGCUGAAUGGAAGCACGAGUGUCUGAAAAGAGAUGAGAAAUUCGACAUGCACUAUUCUUCUGCGCGGCGGUCUCUGGAGGCAAUUACCACUGCCCAAUCGCUGUUGGACUCGGGAAAUACGAGUUCAGGAGCUGCACAUGGGCUGAUCGAGGCUUCGAAGGAUAUUCUUGUUUUGUCGCUCGAUGCAGAGUACAAAUCCACGGUUACGGACCCCGCCAUCUCGCGAAAGCUGGCUGCUUACUGGGAAGAAACGUUCUUCCGGGAUAUGGCGCGGCUGAGAGUUCGCGAUCCGGAUACAGUCACAAGGGUCACCGAAUAUGUUCCGGAAAUUGUGUCAUUCGUGCAAGGCAUCAUCGCAAACGGCUAUGCGUACGAGUCGGAAGGAAGCGUCUAUUUUAGCACUUUGGCGUUCGACGAGGCUGACGGUCAUGACUACGCGAAACUGGAACCAUGGAGUAAAGGGAACCGAGAACUGCUGGAAGAUGGAGAAGGCUCUUUGGCAAGCAAGACAGGGAGGCGUUCACCUUCUGAUUUCGCCUUAUGGAAAGCUUCCAAACCUGGAGAGCCUUCUUGGCCUUCUCCAUGGGGUCCAGGACGCCCAGGAUGGCACAUAGAGUGCUCUGUUAUGGCCAGUGCCAUCUUUGGCGACAACAUGGAUAUCCACUCUGGUGGCAUCGAUCUCGCCUUCCCUCAUCACGACAAUGAAAUAGCUCAGUCUGAGGCAUACCACAACUGCAACUCCUGGGUCAACUAUUUCCUACAUACAGGACACCUACACAUUGAAGGCCUGAAAAUGAGUAAAUCGUUGAAGAAUUUCAUCACGAUUGACGAAAUACUCCAAAAGUUCACGCCUCGUCAGCUCCGCCUUGCCUUCUUGACACAACUAUGGAACGCCAAAGUAGAUUUCUCGGAGUCUCUGAUGACAGGAGAAGUUCGCAACCUUGAGACAACAAUUAACAACUUCUUCACCACUGUCAAGGCUCUCGUUAACCAAGCAAGUGCCAAUGCAAUGAUCUCGGACGGCUAUCAUCACUUUGAACAGCCUGAACAGGAGCUGCUAUCCAGCCUCUAUCGUAGCCAGUCAGCGUUCAGAGAAGCACUCUGCGAUUCUUUCAACACUCCUGCGGCCGUUGAUGUCCUGCGUGAUCUUGUUUCACGGACAAAUGUCUACAUCAACUCGCGUGGGAAGGCUACAAACGUCAAAGCGGUUGAACACAUCGCUCGAUGGGUCGGCAUUCAAUUACGCAUGUUUGGCCUAGGUGAAGGCGAGAAAUCUGAACUUGGUUGGGGCCAAAUGGACGAAGACGGCGCCAGCGUCAACCGUGAAGAAGUCUUGAUGCCCUACCUGAGAACGCUGUCCUCGUUCCGUGAUAACGUGCGCCAGUUGGCCAUGACGAAGGGAGAAAGCGCAUUGAAGGACAUUCUCUCCUUGUGCGACAAGCUCAGAGAUUAUGACCUCGUGCCACUCGGCGUGGCGUUGGACGAUCAAGAAGAUGGCAAGGCCCUCGUGAAGCUGGUCUCCCCGGCGGAGCUCAUCAAAGCCCGUGAUGAGAAACGGGCACUUCAGGAAGCCAAAGCUGCCAGAAAGGCGGCGUCCGUCGAGGCUGAGCGUCAGAAGCGACUUCAAAAGAUUGAAAAGGGUCGAGUGUCCCCACGGGACAUGUUCAAACCGCCUCAUGUUCGAGAAGGCACUUAUUCCUCGUGGAGCGAGGACGGACUUCCACUGACUGACGGUGAAGGAAAGGAGCUUAGUAAAAACCGGAACAAGACGUUGCAGAAGGAGUUUACGAACCAGCAGAAACUGCACGAAGAGUUUCUGGCAUGGGAGAAGAGCAAGUCAUAG